AUGGUGAUCAAGUAUAAAGAUUCGAGUGUCGAAGAUUCGAGUGAGGGUUUCAUUGGGUUUGUGGCUCGCAGCGGAUACAAGCACGAGCUCGAAAUUGGUGAAAAUGACAAAGCAUCGCCUCGUCGCACUACGCCAAUACAUCACGCGAAUAAAUUAGGGUACUAUAAAAUCAUUCCUGAUCUUUUUAAAAUUUACAAUCGAUACGAUGUGAAUUGCGUCGAUGAGUCCGGGUUAACACAUUUUUAUGUGGCCUGCAAGUUUGGCUGCGACGAUGUUGUCAAAAAAUUUUUGAGGUUCGGCCAAGAUCCCGAUUGCUUCUGGUACAAAAUGAAGGAAUCACCGUUGGACAUGUCUUUGGAUAAUAACGAAGAUAAAAACCCACGAUUGCAGCUGAGAUACGAGGUUGACCCGAAGCCUUUCUAUUCAUAUAGAUCGACACCUCUGCAAAAUCUUUUAUGGAAUGAAGACAAUUUUUCCUCGGCGGAACUAUUCCUCAAGAUCAGCGAUGAAUUAAAGAAGCCAUCACUGAUCAAUGUUUGGGAAGAUUGGGGAAACAGACCACUGCUUUUAGCUCUGGAUAAUGAAAACAAGAAGGUGGCUGAAUCGCUGCUGAAAAAAGGCGCCAAUCCGAACGUGACUAAUGAAAAAGGAACGACUCCUCUGCACAUCGUUUCCAUGGGAGAACAAUGUUACGACUUGGCGAAGAUGUUAUUCAAGAUCUGCGAUGACAAGCAUCAGCCGUUACUGGUCAAUGCUCGGGACGGGUUUGGUGACACACCUUUGCACGUGGCAUUGAAAAACUCGUCCUACGGCAAAAAGAACGUGGUAGAGUUGCUACUGAGCCAUGGCGCUGACCCGAAUUUGACUGAUCGAAAUGGAAACACGCUUUUGCACAUCAUUUGCGCGGGUCGUAGUAAUCGCUAUUUCGUGGUGGAGAUUCUAUUCCAGGUGUGUCGAAAAAUUAAUCGGACGGUGCAGAUCAAUGCUCGAGACAAAGACGGUAACACACCGCUGCAUUUGGCUCUGGAAUAUCCCUGCGAAAAAGUAUUAGAUUUGCUGCUGCAAAAUGGCGCGGACCCGAAUUCACGAAACACUAAAGGGUUCUCUCCUUUGCACGUGAUUUGCGACGGUCUCCGUGGAGAUUAUGCUUUGAUGAAGAUGUUUUUCAAGCUCUGUAAAAAAAAUAAUCUUCGAGUUCAAGUCAAUGCUCAAGACGAAAUGGGUAGUCCUAUCGAUGCCCGAGACAAGUUGGGCCGUACACCCUUGCAAUGGGCCGUGGCUAGUCUCAUGCCGAAAGCAGUCGAUAUUUUGAUAAAUAAUGGUGCUGAUCUAUCUAGCUUCACUUUCCCCGACGAGAGUCACUUUAACGAGAUGUAUCAUUUUACAACCGAUGAUCCACCUUACGAUGGAAAAUUCGAACAUUUCCCAUUGAGACCAGCGUCCGGUGCUCUGGCCACCAUCGAACGUCUGCAGGAGCGAGGAUAUGAACUGGACCGAAGCGAUGUCUUGAAAAUCAUGAAUAUUUUCGCUAACUACGGGUUGUUCGAGAAAUCGACGGAUGUUUUAAAGUCUUUGUACGACGACAAGGAGUUUGCAAACGAAGCCACAGAGUGGAUGGUAAAACCGGACCUUUCGUUCUACAAAUUUAUUCAGUUACAGCCCAAAGAGUUGGAAAAACUGCUCACUUAUUAG
This is a messenger RNA of Trichogramma pretiosum, 1692 nucleotides long. RefSeq names its product ankyrin-1-like. NCBI's taxonomy places the organism in Eukaryota, Metazoa, Arthropoda, Insecta, Hymenoptera, Trichogrammatidae. The transcript has 2 exons. The coding region runs from base 1 to 1692 and encodes 563 amino acids. The record is from RefSeq and is a predicted model, not a curated record. Gene Ontology annotation, molecular function: protein binding.